AAGAACUGUCCCGUCUGCCUGUAACCCAACUGCUCCCCGGUGAAUUUUUAGAACACCAAGGCUUUGAACACGGCACUUGACAACUUCCUUACUGCACAAGACGUCUUCACACCCACUCCCACCACCCACUUCCCACCUCUCACGAUGCAGCUCCUCAACACCAUCCUCGCCCUCGCCGCCGCCGCCGCCCCGGCAGCGGCCUAUAUCGACGGGCUCACCUCGGCACCCGCCACGGCCUCGGCCGGCCAGACCAUCACGGCGACGCUGCACUCGUCCAUCUACAUCCAGAACUUUGACGACUACGGCGUCGUGUGGGGGCUGGCGCCGGCGUCGAUCAACCAGGGCAACUGCGGCACCUGCGUCGGCAGGCGCAUCGGGUACACAAACGUCUUUGGGCCCCAGGCCGGGGUCACGGUGCCGCCCAACGGCGACUUUGACGUCUCGGUCACCAUCCCCGAGGGCACGCAGGCGGGCCAGUACGCCCUGGUCGCGGGUGCUUCGUACCUGGUCGGGGCCUCGGGAGUCACCGGAUUCCAUCUGUAUAACAAGACGAUCACGAUUGCCUGAAUGGCACGAGACAGACGACGCUCGGGACGAAAAAAACUGAUUUGGGACCGCGACUUACGAUUUGAUGGAUCGAAGCCAUAAGCUUUUCUGUGCUGUAUUAAUUCAUAAUUGGCGUUAAAUCUG
Gaeumannomyces tritici R3-111a-1 is the source of this 690-nucleotide messenger RNA. RefSeq lists its product as hypothetical. The record is from RefSeq and is a predicted model, not a curated record. The transcript has 2 exons. Bases 145 to 567 code for a protein of 140 amino acids. NCBI's taxonomy places the organism in Eukaryota, Fungi, Ascomycota, Sordariomycetes, Magnaporthales, Magnaporthaceae.